GAGCGAAUUCUAGGCAACGUCCAAUCGUACUCAACAAGGACCUGCGGUAUCCUCCAAGUCGAUUUGCAGCGAAUUCAACAGAAAAGAAGAGGUUGGUCAUCACCAUUUCUCUCUCAGCCUCGUAAGAGAAACUCAUACGGGGUCAAAACGCCAAAUUAAUCCGACCGAAGAAAUAACGUAUUCAACGUUAAUAUAAUUCCAAACUCAACAAUGGCUGAUACAGCAGUAGAGAAGAAAGCACCAACCACAGAGGUUACUGCAAAGGAGCUGAAAGAGAAGAAAGAAGUGGAGGUGGAAGUGAAAGAAGAUAAGAAAGAAAAGAAAGAAAACGGCAGUGGGGACGCACCUGCCAAUGGCACAAAUGGUGCUGAUGACAGUGAAAAGGCUGUGAAGGAGGUAGAUGAGGAAAAGCAUGAAAAUGGCAACGGGAAGGCAGAGGAGGCUCCCCCUGCUGAGAAGGCCGAGGCACAGCCUGUGAAGCGUGCCGCUGAAGAGGAGAAGGAGGAGGAGGAGGUUCGUUCAGACAUGCUUGUGCAAGCUUUUAAAUUCCCCAGUAUCUUUAGGAAAACAAUAGUGUUUCAACUCGAUCUUGUGGCUAUGAUGGGACUUUUGUUUUAAUAAUCAUCAUCUUCAUUUUAGGAAAAGGUGGAGACCAAAAAGCAGAAGACUGAGGAAAAUGGAGAUUCAAAAGCAGAAGCAAAAGUAGAGGCCUAAACCUCUGCCAUGUUUGUUUACAGCGCUGCCUAAAGGGCCCUGGUCGGCAUCAUUUUGUAGAGUGAUGUGCUUUCUGUUUCUGCAAGAUGUAUUGUUUGUUCCCACGGUAUCCAUGUUUGCACUGGAGUUUUUCAGCUUGGUGGCCCCUACUCCUUUUUUUUUUUAUGAGAUGUUAUUUAUUGGUCUAAAAAAAUUGAAUGUUUUCUUUUUUAACUUGUAAAAAUUGGGCCAUGCCCUAUGAUAAGUUUAGUUUUAUAAAUCAGUAUGUUUUGAAGCACAUCCUCUACUCCUAGUGCAGACCAGCUCAUUCAUUACUGGGCAGUUGCUUUCCUCGUCAUGGCUCAUGUUGACUCAGAUUCACUAUAAGACCAAAGAUAAGUUUUAAGAAGGGGCUAAUAGACAGUUGGCGUUAAGGCUUUUUUUGUGUUGAGCUGCUAGUAGUUAAUCCUUUGCCUGGCUGCCCUGUUAACAUAACAGAUGGUACAAAUAAAUUAAGGGAUCUUUCUGUUAUGCCUCAUAAGAUUACUUGACCCUAUUUUGUAGAGGCAGGCUUUUGCAAUGUUAAUUAACCCCUCUUAAAUCUUAACACUUUGGUCGUUUGUUCUGUACGCAUUCCACGCCAAGUUUAUACCAUAUCAUCUACAAUUACCGUUUCUGGUUUUCUAUUGGUUUAUGUUUAGCUGAGUACCUGUGUCAAAUACUGCCUUUAUCAGAAUGACAUUUGUUUACUUCAGCCACUGCUUUGUAUAUUCUGAUUACAAAAAAAAUAAAUUGUCUUUUUACUUA
Molecule: messenger RNA, 1500 nt
Organism: Gadus macrocephalus (Pacific cod)
Lineage: Eukaryota; Metazoa; Chordata; Actinopteri; Gadiformes; Gadidae
Product: prothymosin alpha
Exons: 4
Coding region: 211-618 (135 amino acids)
Source: RefSeq, a predicted model, not a curated record